Pocillopora verrucosa is the source of this 1600-nucleotide messenger RNA. The record is from RefSeq and is a predicted model, not a curated record. Lineage: Eukaryota; Metazoa; Cnidaria; Anthozoa; Scleractinia; Pocilloporidae.
CCAGAGGACGACCUCCUAAGUAUUACCACCCUCUCCUUCAGAAAGAAAGGGAGUUGGAAACUCUCGCUCGAAAGAUUCUACCGAAAUCCAUUGCUGACGCUCUCCGCCCGAAAGGGUCCAGACUCGCACACUUGUAUGGCUUGCCGAAGACACAUAAAGAACAGUUGGCCGUGCGGCCAAUACUCUCUGCUACUAACACCUACAAUUACUCGCUAGCGAAAUGGCUUGACGACAAAUUGAAACCCCUGUCGUGCAACCAAUAUACAGUGACAGACACAUUCCGCUUUGCUGAUGAAGUACGAGGCUUCGAGAUCAAGAACGGCGAAAUUUUAGUUUCCUAUGACGUCACCUCAUUGUUUACAAAUGUACCAUUGGAGGAAACAAUACAGAUCUUAGCUGAAAAAGCCUUUGCCCAGGAUUGGUUCAACGAGACGCACAGCUUGAACAUCUCUAAAGCGGACCUAAUCGACCUCCUCCGAGCAGCUACGAAAAACCAGCUUUUCCAGUUUGACGGUGCUUUAUAUGAGCAGACAGAUGGAGUCGCUAUGGGUUCUCCCCUUGGACCGUUGCUGGCUAACGUCUUCAUGUGCUCGAUUGAGGAAAACCUCGAACAACAUGGUCAACUUCCGCGCUAUUACCGGAGGUACGUCGAUGACACCCUGACCGUAAUGCCUGAUAGGGUGUCCGCUGGCCAGUUUCUAGACACCCUUAACUCUACCCAUCCCUCCCUCCAGUUUACCAUGGAAGUCGAACGGGAAGGAUCCCUUCCCUUUCUAGGAACUGAACUGCUUAACCGUGCACCAAAGAUUGAGAGCAAGGUCUACAUCAAAAGAACCAACACGGGUCUCCUUCUGCAUUUCCAGAGUCAUGUUGACAUUAAGUACAAGCGCAGCCUAGUUAACACCAUGGUGGAUCGCGCCUAUCGAUUAUCUUCUAACUGGUCUUUCUUCUCCGAGGAAUGUGACCGCCUUAGAGGGGUUUUUCAUAACUUGAAAUACCCAAAGCCACUGGUUGAAACUACAAUCAAGCGGUUCGUUGAGAGAAGGAUUUCAUCUGCAGAGCCCUGUCCAUCACCAGACGUACCAUUGGAGAUUGUGAGAUUAGUGUUACCCUUCAAGGACCAGUCGUCAGCUAAUCAUGUUAAACAACAACUGAACAGUCUAAGCUCGAAGUUAAGCGUGACUGUCCAACCAGUGUUCGUUAGCCCUAAGCUCGAUCAACAGCUUAAGCAACACGAAAUUAAGCCCCCUAUUGUUAACCAACAAUGUAUCGUUUAUGAAUUUAAAUGUAACCUGUGUGAUGCAGGGUAUGUGGGCUACACUCGUGGUCACUUACACGAGCGCGUAGAAGGGCACACCAGGAAAUCAUCUUCUAUCUACAAACACUACCACCUCCAGCACAAUAGUGAAAUGCCUGAACGCUUGAUCGAGCAAUUCAACGUCAUCGCGAAAUGUAACGGCAAAUUUGAUUGCCUUGUUAAUGAAAUGUUGUAUAUUCGCAUGCGUAAGCCAACACUGAACGUGCAAACGGAUUCCAUCCGCGCCAAGGUGUUUGUUUAAGCCGUUCAUUCUAAUUUAUGCUAUUCUUGUACCUUUCCUUA